CUGCUGUCGUCAUCUUGUUCAUUCUUCAUUGCUGCCACCCUCUCCAGACUCGUCGCGUUCCUCUUGUCACUUGUUUGUCCUCUGUCUAACCCGAGGCCACCAUGGCAAACAGCACCCUUCGAUUGUCUGGCGCUUGUCUGGCGUCACGUCCAUCUGUCGAUACCGCAUACCCUGGCUAGCAGUGCCUCGGUGGUUGCGUCGAUGACUGGCUCAUCACACGCUAUAUAACACUCUACGUUGAGCUGCCGCUGCUACUCUGCGACAAUGGACUCGUACACCAGCACCCGAGAGGACUCCAGGCCGCCAGCCGACUCCUACAGACGACGUUCCCCGGCACCCGGAGAUCGCAGGCCUAGGCGACGCUCGCGCUCGCCUCAAAACAUCGAUAGGUACCAGCCGGACCGCGCACGAGACUACGAUCACCCGCGCCGCGAUGGAGGCCGCCGCCGCUCCUCUCCCCCACCUGUUCAGGCCGGGAUUGACCGCUACGUUCCUGGCCAGGAUAACUUCGCUCCUACCUUUACGACCAACCCGAUCCCGAAUCCCAUGUCGCUCGAAUACCAAGUUGGCUUCAACUACUUCGCUGAGUGGUGGCGCGUUGAGCAGGUUAUGAAGGAGGAGAAGGAACGUGCAAAGAAUGGUGGAAGGAAACCGGUGCUUAAAGGCGAGCGUGAGGCUCGCGAGGAGCGAGGCAAGGAGCGUGAACUCAUCCAGGCCGCGUACGACGAGUAUAAGGAGAAGCUCCAGGUGCAAAUGGCCAAGACUUUUGUGGACAAACAUAAGGGCGAGGAGUGGUUCAAGGAGCGCUACGACCCUGAAUACGACAAUGCCUCCAAGGAGAAGCUGCGCGGGUAUCGCCAUGGCAUCUACGCCGACUGGGAGCGACAGAUUGAGGAGGGAUACUUCGACGAGUUCACACUCGAGGGUAUCUACAAGAACGACUCAAACGGCGCGGGCGGAAUCGUCGAGAAGGAGGAAGGCGAGACCACUGCAGCAAACGAAGUGCUGGGUGUGGGAGAUCUUCUCCCGUGCAAAGGAGGCGAGAUUCGUGAUGAAUCGGCCUUCCAGCCCACACUCCUGAUCAAGACCAUUGCUCCCACUGUCAAUCGGGAGAAGGUUGAAGAGUUCGCCAAAGAGCACCUUGGCGAAGGUCCUGGUGGAUUCAAGUGGCUCAGUCUCAGUGAUCCCAACCCGCUUAAAAAGUGUCAUCGCAUAGGAUGGGUCAUUCUACAUCCCAGUGACGAACAGCCUAUGGUCAUCGACGAUCGCGGUGAUGCGCGCGACGAUGAGGGAGAAGAUGGAGCUCUCGUUGAGGAACACUCCGCUCCUGCUCCGCAAAGCACAGCACAAAAAGCACUUGAGGCAAUCAACGGCAAAACUGUUGAGGAUGAAAAGCGCGGGAAUUUCACGUGUCACGUUGGUGUGCAUGAAACCCCUGCAGCACCUCGAAAGAAGGCACUCUGGGAUCUCUUCUCAGCACCCGAGAGAAUCGAGCGCGAUUUGGAGCUUGCUGAGAGGCUUGUCAGGAAGCUUGACAGCGAUUUGAAAGCGGCCAAUGAAGAUGAGUUUGGUGAGGUUGACGGUGUGGCCAAAAUUGAGCAGCGUGUGGAGGAUCUUCGGUCAAAAGGUUGGCUACAGCCUCCAGCCAACGCUCCUGCACCUCCCAAAAAGGAGCGGGACCCUGAAGACCUCGAGGAGGGAGAGGAUGAAACCAUGGACGACGAGGAAGGUGCCUACGACGAAGAGGUCGAUGACGAAGACCUUUUGGUCAAGAAGAAGAAGCUUGACCUGUUGAUCGAAUACCUUCGACGUGUGUACAGCUUCUGCUUCUUCUGUGUCUUCGAGAGCGACUCGAUCCACGAGUUGGUUCGCAAGUGCGCAGGAGGUCAUCUUCGACGCCCCCGCGCCAGCUUGACCACAGCAGCCAAGGCAACUGCCAGAGCCACAGCCACUGGCGAGCCUUUCCCCUACAAGAAGUCUGAGUCAGGUGAUGCUGAGAACGGCGAGGGCAGUCCCGUAGCAGAGCGCAAGCCUAUGAAGCUGAGUGGGAAGAACCAGCAGCAGCUACAACGGGCGUUUAACUGGGUGAAGACAUACGAGGAGAAACUGCUGCAACUACUCGAGCCCGAGAAUGUUGAUCUGCGCAAACUUGGUGGCAAGCCAAUUGAUGAGGCUAUGGAGGAUGAAUUGGCCAGAUUCUGCAAACAAGAGGACGAGUCUAAAUGGCGUUGCAAAGUCCCAGAAUGUACGAAGUUGUUUAAGGGACAAAACUUCUGGCGCAAGCACGUCGAAAAGCGCCAUGCGGAGUGGCUUGAGAAGUUGCAGAAAGAUCUCGAACUUGUUAAUAGCUACGUCCUUGACCCUGCGCACAUUGCUCCGUCGCGCAGCGACGCGAACAGUAACGGCCACUUCCCAAUGGGCAAUCACGUUCAAGCCACCGGCACACCACGCGGGUUCAAUCUUGCCAAUAUGAGCAUGGCCAUGUCAGGCAAUGGCAUGAACGCAAUGAAUGUUGGAAACAUGUUCAACCCAGCCAUGGGUGGCAAUUGGGAUCCCUCCCUUGGUACCCACGAUGCUGGAGCGAUGCGUCGCGGCGGUCAGCGAUUCAACAACCGCUCCGGACCAUACGACAAGCAAAACCGCGAUCGUCGCAACGGCCCCAGCGGUGGUGCCGGCCGACUAACGCCUCCGCGCGGCGGCCGACCAGGCACGCAACGGUACGGCGACGGCGGGCCUGGGCCUCUGCAGUCUACGCAGGGCCGGCAGAUUAAGAGCUACGAAGACCUCGAUGCUGUGGGCGGAGGUGGCAGUGGUGAGUUGAACUACUAGCCACGUCCGAAGCCGAGCUACACCCACAAACAAGGAUGCGUUGGGUGCCCAGGUGGUGUGCCUUGAUCUUAUGGUGGGCGUUGGGGGUCGCUGUUCCGAUUUACAGGCUAGUUAUUAUUUGAUGUGCUUCGAAGAGACCAGUCAUGGGCCACGGCGUUAUUGGUUCG
This is a messenger RNA of Boeremia exigua, 2996 nucleotides long. RefSeq lists its product as uncharacterized. The coding region runs from base 265 to 2829 and encodes 854 amino acids. The record is from RefSeq and is a predicted model, not a curated record. The transcript has 4 exons. Gene Ontology annotation, cellular component: nuclear body. Gene Ontology annotation, biological process: mRNA processing; primary miRNA processing. NCBI's taxonomy places the organism in Eukaryota, Fungi, Ascomycota, Dothideomycetes, Pleosporales, Didymellaceae.